This is a messenger RNA of Diutina rugosa, 798 nucleotides long. RefSeq lists its product as uncharacterized. The record is from RefSeq and is a predicted model, not a curated record. Bases 1 to 798 code for a protein of 265 amino acids. The transcript has a single exon. Lineage: Eukaryota; Fungi; Ascomycota; Pichiomycetes; Serinales; Debaryomycetaceae.
AUGAAGACGCUUUCCAUCGUCACCGCCUGGUUGGCAACUGCCGUCGUCGGCCAGUGGUACCCUGUCGACCGCAAAGGUGAGAUACCCAGUCUCGUCCCCUUCAGCACCGGCGAAGAGAUGCCCCUCGAUUGCAUCGAUCGUAAUAUCGACACCGGCGAACACAAGUUCGAUGACAAAAACCGGAUCAUGUAUGCCCCGUUCCCGAUGUGCAAAGAGACCGAGCGUCCGUUGCUGCUUAAAUACGGCGUGUCUGAAGACAUCGAGUGUACUAUUUACUUCUCAGAUACCUUAUACCAUUUGUUCCAGCUUUACAUCCACGAGGACGCUCCCUUCCUGUGUCGUUUCCCUUACUCAAACGAGAAGUCGUACAUUGAAGCUGGUGGGGCUCAAGUACCUAUCACUUUCAAUUUUAGAGGGCAAGUCACUGAUUCCAAGGUGGAAAUUGACCCCAACAUGAACGUGUUGUUGACCGGCAACAACGGCGGCAUUGUCCUGGCUGUGGCCUGGGGCUCGGGUACCAACACCACCCGUGUGGUCAUUGGUGACGAACUCAAGCUUAAGUUUGCCGUGAGAUGGGCUCAAGUCCCCAUUGAAGGUCUGAACGGUGCCCUGACCCCUGUCAAGGACGGGUGGUACAAGUUGCCCACCAAGUUCAUCUCGGAAACUCAAUAUUUCGCUCUGAUUUUGGCGGCGGUGGUGGUGUCGGCGGCACUUACCCUUAUCUUCUCGUACAAGCGGGUGCUGUCGAAGGUGAAGACGGCGUCGUGGGCUGACGAAGAAAUUACUAAGAACGACUAG